Messenger RNA from Hyla sarda, 1238 nucleotides. RefSeq names its product P2X purinoceptor 7-like. Bases 424 to 1068 code for a protein of 214 amino acids. The transcript has 7 exons. The record is from RefSeq and is a predicted model, not a curated record. NCBI's taxonomy places the organism in Eukaryota, Metazoa, Chordata, Amphibia, Anura, Hylidae.
GUCGUGAAAGGGGGUGUGGUCUCCAAAAGGGGCGUGUCCUCGACAUUUUCACAAAAACACAGGCUGUAAAUAAAGAGUAAAAACAGCAAUAGUAGAGAACUAUCCGCCAUGCAUGCUACCACCUACCAACUCCAACCCCAACUAACAACAUAUGAAAAGUUCUUGGACCUAACAGUGAAAAAUUCAGUGCACUGUAUGAUCCAGCUUUCACCAUUGUGAACUUAACCUCUGCAAGAUCAAGACAAGACCCAGACUUUUUAGAAGAGGAGCAUUUCCCUGCACACUGACAAGCAAUACAAGGGGGACGUCACUCGUCAUCACAGAGAGCCAGCGUUGCUGUCGUGCACCACCACUACCGCCGCCGCUGGCAUACAUAGGGUUUUGGCAAGUAGAAAUCCAUUCGAAGAAAGAGAAGAGGUGUACAUGGUCACUGAUACUUCUGAAGAGGAAGAAAUUAAUUCCGAAUCAGAGUGUGUUACCGACUCUGAGGAGACCGAUGAAGAAGACUCUACUACACCACCUGAAGAAACUCCUGCUGUAAAAGCACUGAUGGAGCGCCUAAGAAAAAAAGCUGAGCUGCAUGGAGAACUACAUGAAGAAUGUUUUCAGAAUGACCCAGAAUGGCCCACCCUUGAUGACAUACCACAGGAAACCAAUUACAGGCAUCCACGUAUUUGCAUUACUGAUUGGUGCAAAUGCAAAAACUGUAAAGAAAUGCGCACACGGGAUGAGAGCUUCUGCUGUCAAGAAGAAGACGCCCUAAAUGCCCAUUUCGAUAAAGGGUUUGAAUGUAUUUUAGAACAUGAGGACCUAGCAAAUAUUAGGCUCAAAGAAAAUAUCCUGCAACUAAUGGCAGAAUUUAGUGGCAGAAUUAGUGCAAAAGAAAUUCUCAGAAAUUGUAACCGGGUAAUAAGAAAAGCUGCAUAUAGGUCCUAUUCAUGUUUUACACAUGGAAUUCUGGGUCCAGGCAGAAGGAAACCAAUUCCUUCCUGUGUAGUAAAUUUUAUCAGAAGACAAUUCCCUGAUCCAGAUGGACAUUAUGUUGGAUUUCAUUAUGCUGGGGAAUAGGCUGCAAGCGACAUGGCUGCACAUGUUUGAUUUCUUGAAAAUAUUGGUUUUUAUUUUACUUAUUUACUAAAUAUUUUAUUAAAUGUUUUGUUGUUAUUUAUGUUUUGUUAAUUUGUUAAAUAUAUUUCCCUUUAUUUAUGUUAUGUUAUUUAUUGAUAAUAAAAAUGUUA